Molecule: messenger RNA, 1707 nt
Organism: Daphnia magna
Lineage: Eukaryota; Metazoa; Arthropoda; Branchiopoda; Diplostraca; Daphniidae
Product: adhesive plaque matrix protein
Exons: 3
Coding region: 45-1541 (498 amino acids)
Source: RefSeq, a predicted model, not a curated record
AUGGUCUAAGCCCACAGUAUAUAUACCAUAACAAUCAACACCUGAUGGACUGUCAGUUGUCUUUCGAGUGUCUUAACAGUGACUUGCAAUCCACUAAGAUGAAGUUCCUUAUUCUCGUGGUUUUGGUUUCCAUCGUCGUUUCUGAAGCUCGAUACGACAAACAAACAGCAAAACCACCUCCCAUCAAGCCUUACAAUCCUCUUCCAGCACACGAAUCCAGUAGCCCAAUGCCUUACAAGUUCAGUUACGAAGUCAAGGGCGAUGAUUACACUAGUUUUGGCGAUACGAGAGUUGGAGAUAGACAGGGUAAAGUGUCAGGUUAUUACCACGUUCAACUUGCUGAUGGACGUCAUCAACACGUCACUUACAAAGAUGAAGGAAAAGGAUUUAUCGCUGAUGUCAAGUAUGAAGGAGAGGCCAAAUACAGUGAGUCUAAACCAGUCGAGUACAAGAAACUAGCAGACGACUUCGGGACAUCCUACAAGUCAGCUGAUUAUGGACUGCAGAACGUUGAACCGUCUUACAAGGAGCUAUCCUAUGAGAAUUCAGUCAAAGAAAAUCAACUAAACGAAUGGGAGAAUGAAAAAUCACGAAAAUCAUCUGAUGAGAAAUCAAGCGAACAAUUUUUCACAGAACCAGUUUACAAUUUUCCGACGGCACUGUUUUAUCAAGAGAUAUCUAGCACCACAUCGUCCUACAAGGAAUAUGAAUACACCCCGUCUAGUGACAAGGCUGUCGACACUACCCAAGUUCCACACACAACGAAGACGUACGAUGUUCCUCCUCCGUCUAGCACGUCAUUUUGGAAACCAAUAUCCGUUACUUCAAAUUACAAGCCUGUUUACACAACAGCAGACUACAAAACGACGUCGAUUUUCACUACCCCAGCCUCUAUUGCACCUUCUACUACCCCAGACUAUCACAAGCCCGUUAACUACACCGAAGCCAAUAAAAAAACGACCGCCACCAAGGCUUAUAAAAAGCCUGUCACUACCCCAGCCUCUAUUGCACCUUCUACUACCCCAGACUAUCACAAGGCCGUUAACUACACCGAAGCCAAUAAAAAAACGACCGCCAACAAGGCUUAUAAAAAGCCUGUCACUACCCCAGUUUACAAGACAUCUGUUGCCACUACCCCUGCAUACAAAACUCCGUCUCCCAGUAAAACACCAAAGGCACCCAAGGCACCCAAGAAACCCAAAGCUUCUUAUCCGGUUACUACCCCAGCUUAUAAGAAGCCCAUCUAUUUCGAUCCGGUUUAUAAGACUCCUGUUGUUACUACCCCAGGUCCAAAACAUUACCCGACUACCACAUACGCAUACAAGACUCAUCCCUACACCCCCAAAGCUUACAAAGCAGCAUCUUACCAGAUUUUACCUCAAAAACCGUUCACUGUUUACAAACCAUAUGCGAAAAAGGUUCCCGUCAUCACACGAGUUGCUCCUUACACUGCUCCGGUGUACAAAACUCCUAUUUACAUAGCUCCAGGGUACAAUAACGUUCCUCCUAACAAAGUGGUCACUUACAAACAUGGAAAGUAAACAUGAAAAAAAUAAUAGGGCCAGCUGUGCGAGCCCCAAAACUAUAGUUUAUGUCUAAGUACAAUGUUUUUUUAUUUUCUGAGAUUGACAAUGUUAUAUGCUCUUAACUGUGUAAUGUGUGCAAUCAGAUGUAUUGCUGAUCGUUCUAAAAAUACAAUGACCUUGU